UGGGUGGGGCUUGGUGAGAGGGAAAACAGGGUGGUGUGUGUGUGUGUGUGUGUGUGUGUGAGAGUGCUGUGAAUUCAAAUCUGGGUGGGUCUUCAGUGUUUCACAUUCCCAAAUAACUCCCGGGCCGUGCGUUAAAGCGCUUUCAGUUCUCAGAAGGCCACAAUGUUGAUGCUGGCUGGAAUCGUCGUGCUGCACAUCACCGGCAUCAUCCUGCUGCUGGUGGCCACCAUCGAUAAUGCCUGGUGGGUCACCGACACACUCUCAACUGACUUGUGGGGCAAGUGGGAGUUAAAUGACUUGACGUGGCACUACACCAACCAGCAAGGCUACGCAGAGGUCGCUGAGUAUCUCCAGACGGUUCAGGCCACCUCGGUGCUGUCCUGCGUUUUUACCAUCCUGGCCUUGUUUGUGUUUGUGGCUCAGCUGUUCACCCUGCCCAAAGGCCAGAGGUUCACCUUCACCGGCGUUUUACAGCUAAUCGCCUGCCUGUGUAUAAUGAUAGCGGCCUCCAUCUACACGGCCCAGCUUCACACUGAUGACAAGGUGGGAGGUUACGGACACUCCUACGUCCUGGCCUGGAUCUCUUUCGUCCUCACCUUCAUCUCGGCGAUCACCUACCUCGUCCUGCGGAAGAAGACCGAGUGAGAGGAACCAGGAGAGGAACCAGGACGGACCUGGGAUCAGAUUCCCAGUUUGAAUUUGGAAAAUUUCAAAAAAAAAAAAAAGAAAAGAAAAAGGAUUUGUUUCAAAAUAUAAAAAAAAAAAAAAGAUUGUUGAUGUGUAGCGAGGAUAAUGGGGGGGGGUUCGAUUGCUAUGAGCCAUUUGUUUAUAUUUUUGAGUAAAUUGACGUUACAUGAAGGGCUGACGUGAACAGUGUGAGCUACAAAGUGAUUUCUAACAAGAGCUUCAUUUACAGCAGUGUAACCAGUUUUUAAUAAUACGUCUUUUUUUUUUUUAAAGGGCCAAUCAUUUUCAGUUAGUGCUGUAAAAGGAAUAGUUCAACAUUUUGAGAACUAAACUUGUUUUCUUGCAGAGUUAGAUGAAGACCAACAGGAGACAGUUCUGGUCUGGUCAAUGUUUUAAACCCCACCGGCUCCACAAACCGCGGUCCGGUUCAGCAGAGUCCCAGAAGCGGGCCUCUGCGUUGAAUACACAGCUGGUCUAUUGUCAAGCACCUCAGAAACAGAAACAGUAUAGAGAAUCCGGUGGAUUUUCAAAAUAAAAUACUCCAUGCAAACUGCCGGUUGUAAAAGAAACAGACAAAAGAGAAACAAAUGAAGUACGUAGCAUGUAGAAGCAUAUUUAGAAGAGCAUGAACCAGGAAAAUUACCAAAUAUGAGACGUGCCCGGUGUGGUUUCAGGCGUUGGAGGGUAGUAUCGAUCGUCUCGUGGUAACUCUCGGUGAGAAACAAAGUGAGUUAAUUCCCAAAAUGUCCCCAAAUUUGUAAGAGAAGCCCUUUUUUUUUGCUGAGAUUAAAGUACCGUGAGGCUGACGGUGAACUACUGCAGGUUUCCACGAGGCGAGGGGUGAAGCUGUAUCUGUGAAGGUACAGCGUGAGGUUUUUAAAAAAAAAAGGAGUUGCAGUACUUGAACAAUCAGGACAAGACAAGCCUUAAAUUUACAGUAACAAGUAGUUUUUUAAUCGUGUAUCAUUAUUUUACAACUGAAGUAUAGUGUAUCCUUUUUGUUUUUAAUCUCUGUACAUUAUAACCUUUAUAUUUUUGUAACUUUUUGUAUUGAGUGUUUUUCUUUUUUAACCAUGUUUGAUUUUGUGUAGUUGGCUGCUAUCAAAAGAAACGUACAUGCAACGUGUACACGUGAACACAAAGUGAACCAGGCGGAUGAUUCAACAUGUUUCAUAUCUAUGCAAUAGAAGUUUAGUUUUGUUUGUAAUUACAGUGGAAUUGAAGCCAUAUCAUUUAUUAAUAAAACAAAUUAUAUCACA
Larimichthys crocea (large yellow croaker) is the source of this 1946-nucleotide messenger RNA. RefSeq names its product epithelial membrane protein 1 (gene emp1a). The record is from RefSeq and is a predicted model, not a curated record. Gene Ontology annotation, cellular component: plasma membrane. NCBI's taxonomy places the organism in Eukaryota, Metazoa, Chordata, Actinopteri, Sciaenidae. Bases 163 to 645 code for a protein of 160 amino acids. The transcript is spliced from 5 exons.